This is a messenger RNA of Alternaria metachromatica, 483 nucleotides long. RefSeq lists its product as uncharacterized. The record is from RefSeq and is a predicted model, not a curated record. Gene Ontology annotation, biological process: xylan catabolic process. NCBI's taxonomy places the organism in Eukaryota, Fungi, Ascomycota, Dothideomycetes, Pleosporales, Pleosporaceae. The transcript is spliced from 3 exons. Bases 1 to 483 code for a protein of 160 amino acids. Gene Ontology annotation, molecular function: hydrolase activity, hydrolyzing O-glycosyl compounds.
AUGGUCUCUUUUGCGGUCUUCGCCGCCGCCGUGCUAGGCAGUCUGCCUUUUGCUCUCACCGCACCGAGUGGUACUGCCUCACUUAUCAAUCAUGAAACAGUCGGGAAGCAGCUCGAAGUCCGUCAAGGUGGCUACUACUCCUUUUGGUCGGAAGGAGGUGGCUCAUUCCGUUGCAACCAACAAGGUGGCGGAAAGUACACGUGCAACUGGUCAGGACAGCCUGGUGGUGGCUUCGUUGCUGGUACAGGUUUCAAGCCUGGGGGCUCGAGGACAGUCAAAUAUUCGGGUACAUACGACGCCAAGGGCCCCGGUUACCUCGCCCUCUAUGGCUGGACGCGCAAUCCCCUCAUCGAAUACUACAUCAUCGAGUCGUACGACGUCCUCGCCCCAGGUGAGCCUUGGACGCGCAAAGGCAACUUCACUUUUGAAGAAGGCACCUACGAUCUAUACACUAGCCAGCGCCCUCGACUUGUGGAGCUGUAG